Messenger RNA from Dictyostelium purpureum, 417 nucleotides. RefSeq lists its product as uncharacterized. The record is from RefSeq and is a predicted model, not a curated record. Bases 1 to 417 code for a protein of 138 amino acids. The transcript is spliced from 3 exons. Gene Ontology annotation, cellular component: cytoplasm; mitochondrion. Gene Ontology annotation, molecular function: 2 iron, 2 sulfur cluster binding. NCBI's taxonomy places the organism in Eukaryota, Evosea, Eumycetozoa, Dictyosteliales, Dictyosteliaceae. Gene Ontology annotation, biological process: iron-sulfur cluster assembly.
AUGUCAAUUUCAGGUGUUGUUAGAUUAGGAAAACCUUCAAAAAAGGCUAUUUUUUCAAUGACCGAUUCAGCUAUUAAGAGAGUUAAAGAAAUUAUGAAAGAUAAUAAAAUAGAUAAUUGUAUUGGAUUAAGAUUAGGUGUUAAACAAAGAGGGUGUUCAGGAAUGUCAUAUACAUUAGAUUUUGCAACUACAAAAAACAAAUUUGAUGAAACUGUUGUCGCAGAUAAAGAUAUAAAUAUUAUAGUAGAUUCCAAAGCAUUACUAUCAGUUAUAGGUACAGAGAUGGAUUAUAUAGAGGAACCAAUUAAAAAAGAAUUUAUUUUUAUUAAUCCAAAUGCAACCAAUACAUGUGGAUGUGGAGAGUCAUUUUCAACUAAAGAUUUUUCAAUCCCUGACCUAAAUUUAUCAAAAAAUUGA